GCGCGCUUCCCGCUUUUCCAGCGGGGCUGAAAGAGCGGCUUCUCAUUGCUUCGAUUUUCGGCGGUUGCCGCUUCUCUCUCACUCCGCUUGGGUCGGACGGAGCACCUGCUCAACCGAAGGAGUUCUCUGGUGCCCCAUCAUACCCCAAUGCUUUGGAGAAUGAGCACCUGCGGCAGGAAAGCGCUGACUCUGCUCAGCAGUGUCUUUGCUGUGAGCGGAUUGGGAUUUCUGGGGAUUGCGGUGAGCACCGACUAUUGGUUGUAUCUGGAGGAAGGGAUCAUCCUGCCCCAAAACCAAAGUACAGAAAUCAAGAUGUCUCUGCAUUCUGGCCUCUGGAGGGUUUGCUUUUUGGCAGGUGAAGAACAUGGGAGGUGUUUCACAAUAGAGUACGUCAUGCCCAUGAAUGUCCAGCUGACCUCUGAAUCAACUAUCAAUGUUUUAAGUUUAUCUCUGGUGGUGGGGCUCGUAUUGUACAUCUCCACCAUCAAUGAUGAAAUGCUCAAUAGAACCAAGGAUUCAGAGACAUACUUCACUUACAAAUAUGGCUGGUCAUUUGGUUUUUCUGCCAUUUCUUUCCUCCUAACUGAGAGCGCAGGUGUCAUGUCCGUUUACCUCUUCAUGAAAAGAUACACUGCUGAAGAGAUGUACCGGCCACACUCUGGCUUCUACCGACCUCGUCUUAGCAACUGUUCCGAUUACUCAGGCCAGUUCCUUCACCCCGAGGCAUGGGUGCGGGGACGCAGCCCUUCUGACAUCUCCAGCGAUGCCUCCCUCCAAAUGAACAGUAAUUACCCGGCUCUGCUUAAAUGUCCUGAUUAUGACCAGCUGUCCUCCUCCCCAUGCUGAAGGACAACACCCCUCUUGCUUUUUAGGGAACAAAGUGACAAUGGAGGCCGUGGGUCCUAAAUCUGCACUUUUCUUUUUCUAAUGAAUGAUAUUCUUCUUACUUAGAAAUGGAGAAGGUUUUCCUGCCCAUCCCAGCAAUGCGUGUAGGAGUAGUCAAUAAACUCUAGUGAGGCCUUUGAUCCUGCAACUGAUCCUUAUGCCAGAUCCUUGGAGAUACACAAUACCUUGAGAUACACAAUAGCUCGAGAUACACAAUAGCUCGGGCAAAGAACCCCACCUACUGUGAAAAUCUGUAUAUUGGAAAGUUGGUUGGGCAAGGGGAGUUUCUUGGUUCACUUUUAGCAGAAAUGCAUUAUCGCCCUAAGGAACAGAUGAUAAUGCCUGGUGAAUUUAGAAAUUCACAUCAUUACUUAGUAUAUAUAAAAAUUAGUAUCUCGUUACAGGUAAUUCAUAGUCUAAACUAAACGUGUAUUUCAUUUCCUCUUUGCAUAUCAUUAUCCUAGAAGAUUGAAGUGUUCACUGGGAAACACAAUUAACUCCCAUCAAGAAUCACAUUCUAAUUUGGCAGCUUCUCAACUAGAUCAAAUCUUUUGUUUCUAGAAAAGCAACAUCUUAACAAUAAAGUGCCUGAUGCUGUGUGAGUAUAAACAAACCUCUUGUUUUCAAAUCACCGUAGGUUUGUACUUCUAAUAAUACGUUUAUGGCAGAUCAACAAAAUUUUCUUAUUCUGUUGUAAAAACUGACAAGAGAUCUGAUGCCCAAAGUGCAAUUUAGUAGUGUGGCUUUUGUCAAUUGUGCUAUUUCCUUUACUUUUAGUUCCCCUGCAAAGGAAUCCAGGGGACUGCUGGAUUGUCCCAGCAUUCAGAUCAGAUCCUACAUGAAGAAAGUUUGCAGAAAGGGGAGGAAGACUAGGGUUACAUGUUACACUAAGGAUCUAUUUAUACACAGUGUAUUAUACAUAUACGUACUGUGCAUAUACUAUGUGUCCACAGUGCAUCAUCCACGGUGCAUAUAUAUAUAUGCAUUGGGUAAUAUAGUUGUACCAGCUUUUGUAAUAAUUCUACACUGCUCAGAGGGUUACUUCAGACAUCCAAAUUCCAAUCUUCUGAUUUUUCACUGUGCUGAAAAAUCUGUGAUGUUCAACAUUCAGGCAUGUCAAAGUAGCCCACAGCCCACCCCCCACAGGCCAUGUCCACCUGGUCCCACAACAGCAAAAAUAAUUCUGAUAUGUCAUGAUACAGCCCACAAAAAUUGGGAUUCAAUUUUUUUACUACCGGCUCUGUGGGCGUGGCUUGGUAGGCGUGGCAGGAGAAGGAUACU
Molecule: messenger RNA, 2166 nt
Organism: Thamnophis sirtalis
Lineage: Eukaryota; Metazoa; Chordata; Lepidosauria; Squamata; Natricidae
Source: RefSeq, a predicted model, not a curated record